Molecule: messenger RNA, 1213 nt
Organism: Phycodurus eques (leafy seadragon)
Lineage: Eukaryota; Metazoa; Chordata; Actinopteri; Syngnathiformes; Syngnathidae
Gene: rpp30
Product: ribonuclease P/MRP 30 subunit
Exons: 11
Coding region: 16-1080 (354 amino acids)
Biological process (GO): tRNA processing
Cellular component (GO): nucleolar ribonuclease P complex
Molecular function (GO): RNA binding
Source: RefSeq, a predicted model, not a curated record
GACGCAGAGCUCAAAAUGGGCGUGUGGUAUCUAACAAUUCAUGUCCGUGGUUCUGCCCCCUGGCGGAAGUAUUUGGGAGCAGCCAAGAACUUUAUUUCCCAUAAGGAACUUCGGUGUUUCGCUCCGCAUGUGGUGCACGGCUCCUUCCUCCGCCUUAUCAUCAUGUCGGUGUUCAUGGACUUAAACUUGACUUUCUCGCCAGAUAAAAACAACAUGGAACAACUCAUCGACACGGCAGCUCAUCUUGGUUUCUCCACAGUAGCUGUCAACUACACGUUUGAACCUGCUACCAAAAAGAAACAGGCGAUUCCGGCACCAAAGCCGAUAGAUGAGCUCAUCGCUCAGCUGCCCAUCGUCCAGGGUCGCUCUCGACCAAUCAGAGUGCUCAACAGACUGACGCUGGUGAUGUCAGAGCUGAGUCAUUUUAGGCCGAAUCCUACAGAGUAUGCUGGGUAUGACCUGCUGGCAGUCCAACCAACGACAGAAAAACUUUUUCAUGUGAGAUAUGUACACACACAGACACACACUAAAAAUACACACACUGACACUUGUGAGUUGUGUUUGGGUUUGUUGAAGGCAGCGUGCACGCAGUUGGACGUGGACGUCAUCAGCGUGUCAGUGACGGAGAAACUUCCUUUCUUCUUCAAGAGAGCGCCAGUCAACGUGGCUGUGGCGAGGGGUUUGGUGUUUGAAGUUUCGUACGCCUCAGCCAUCCGAGACGCCACCAUGAGGCGCUAUACCAUUGCAAACGCUGUUAGUCUGAUGCAGGCCUGCAAAGGGAAGAACGUGCUGCUGUCCAGUGCGGCGGCGAAGCCUCUGGAGCUGCGAGGACCUUAUGACAUCAUCAACUUAUGCUCGUUGAUCGGUCUGUCCGACUUGGACGCUAAGCGCUCCGUUUCCUGCGUGUGUCGCUCGCUUUUGUUGCACGCUGAAACCAGGAAGACAGCGAGCGGCGCCAUUUUCACCCAAAAGAGCUGCAGCGCCUCCCCUCGUGGCGCUGGCGAAGGCAGCGCGCGCAGAGGUGACGGUCCCACUGCCAAGCGACUCAAAAGUCAGCUGACGGACGAGUCCCGGAUAUAAGCCCCACCCUCUGCUGCUACGACGGCCGCUAGCAGGAUGCUAAACUGACAAUGUUUUAUAUUUUGAUUGCAGCAGAUUAAAAGUUAAUGUUCAUGCCAGUAUGGCUUCAGAAUAAAAGUCCUACUUGAUUUCA